Molecule: messenger RNA, 1536 nt
Organism: Naegleria gruberi
Lineage: Eukaryota; Heterolobosea; Eutetramitea; Acrasida; Naegleriidae
Exons: 1
Coding region: 1-1536 (511 amino acids)
Source: RefSeq, a predicted model, not a curated record
AUGAAUCAUCCUGCACCCAAUAAUAGUGAUAUCAUCAACUAUGCAAAUGGGCAUCCUCAUCGUCAUAACCAACAACAACAGCAGCAACAAGAUACUCAACACUUUUAUUCAAAAUCCUAUCCAACUUCCUUUAAUAAUGAAAUUGGAAACAUCAACAGAAGUGAAGGGGUGAGAGAACCACUCAACCCUGUUUGGAAUAAUACUCAACCAUAUCAGAACCCAAAUAAGAGUGCAGCCUCCAUGCUCAUGUUUCCUCAUGAUGAUGACAGAAGUCCUCUAACCUAUUCAUUAAUAUCUUCACCUGCCAACAAUACUACAAAUACAACAACACCAUGUACAUCUUCUCACAACCGUAAUGCUAACAAUACCACUAGUUCAAGUAUACCACAAGCAUCAACAGAGAGAUCCUCAUGUACUAACUACAUGUAUCCAACGUCCUCAAACAACAACUCAAACAUCCAACAACAAUAUCCUCAAAGGAAACAAUCUUCUCCACCACCUCACUAUCCAAUCAGAAAUAAUAAUCAAUCUGUACAUGAUGUGGCGCCUUCACCCAUACAGCGUAAUACACCUUCUUCAAAUGGCUCAACCAUAAACAGUCAAUUGCUCCAUGACUGUCGGGGUGUACAAAUUAAUAAUUAUGAUAUACCUAGUUCGAAUUGUCAAAGAGAGGAUGGAAAAUCAUUCAUCCAACAACCUGAUCAGCUUGUCCAAACAAAACAAGAAUUCAAAACAAACAUAACCAUCAGUAGCAGCUCGGAUAUUGAUUUUCCCAACAAUAUGAAUAAUACCAAUAGAGUUUCGACUGAUCAUCAUCAGCCUACAUGUAUUAUUAAUAAUAAUAAUUAUAAUAAUAAUAAUAAUAUGAACGAAUUCAAUAACACUAGAAGAACAACAUCAUCAUCAACAUAUGGUUAUAAUAAUAAUAAUUCUACGACAUUAGACCAGAAUAUGUUUAAUAAUUCCUCUUCACCACCUCCUUCUUCCAUGUUGCAAUAUUAUAACUCACAACAACAUCAUAACAACAACAAUAACUCUGUAUCAAAUAUUCCUAAUCAGAAGAGAAUUUCUCCAACUGUAAAUUAUGAAUCUUCUUCGACUGGUAGGAUUGUUGAUGAAUCAGCAUCAUAUCAUAAUGGUAGUAGAGCAACAACAAGCUUACCACAACAACAGCAUGCAGCAACAUCCUCACAUGACAAUACACAUGUACUACCUUAUUAUAAUGCACAUCCUUCUAGACAUGCAUCGCCUACAUCCACCACCUAUCAAUACUCCCCACAUCAGCAGCACCAACAACAACAUGUACAACAAUCACCUAGAAGUUUGCCAACUGAUCAGCCGAGAGAAUAUCCUUCUUCUUAUUCUGAUCCAGUGGUGAGUAAUUCUUCUCAACCACCACAGUAUCAGCCAUCAUUACAGAAAGAUAAUAGAUCGUUGGAUCCUUCUUAUUCAGCUAAUGGAUAUCACUCGCAACAGCAGUAUCAAUUAACAACACAAAUAAUACUACUAGCAGCAAUCAUACUAGAUCAAAUUUAA